Molecule: messenger RNA, 1470 nt
Organism: Fraxinus pennsylvanica
Lineage: Eukaryota; Viridiplantae; Streptophyta; Magnoliopsida; Lamiales; Oleaceae
Source: the annotation of a GenBank genome assembly
AUGGAUGAGAUCUGGGAAAGGGCAGUGGAGACGGCAUUAGACGGCGAAAGCGACGUCGCGUCUGUCCGGACGUUAACCCUUGACGGAGCGGCGAAGUGCGUUCACGGCCGGCUACCGACGCCGUUAAUUUUCGAGAAGUUUAGCAACCUCCAGCAUCUUUCUAUAGCGAAUAUUGGCCUUUCAUCUCUUGAGCAGUUUCCUCGGCUUCGGAAUUUGCAGACGUUGGUGCUAUCCGAUAAUAGGAUUGCUGGAGGCCUUGAAUUCCUUGUUGAGGCGGGAUUAGAAUUUCUGCGGGACCUUGAUUUGUCAAAUAACAGGAUUUCGGAUGUUAAUGAUUUGAAGCCUUUGGCGGAGCUUAGGCUGGUGUCACUGGAUCUUUAUGAGUGCCCGGUUACGCGGGUUAAGGACUAUAGGUCGCGGGCUUUUGAGUUGAUUAGCUCUUUAAAGUACUUGGAUAAGAUGGACGCAGAGGGGAAUGAGAGGCUUGAGUCGGAUGAUGAGGACGAGGAUGCGGAUGAGGAUGCCGAGGGGAAUGAGAGACCUGAGUUGGAUGACGAGGAUGAGGACGCCGAGGGGAAUGAGAGGCCUGAGUUGGAUGAUGAGGAUGAGGUUGAGGAUGAGGACGAUGAGGGCAAUGAAAGGCCUGAGUUGGAUGAUGAGGAGGAGGAUAACAACGACGAUGAGGAUGAUGCUGGGAGCGGGGAAAUUGAAGGGGAGAAUUGGCCAUUUAGGUUGGGUAAUGGGUAUCUAACUAGGAACGAUGGGGUUAUUGAUGUUGAUGAGGAUGAGGAAAGUGAUGCAGAUGAGGAGGUAACUGAGACUUCUAGAGGGGUUAAUGGAUUAAUUGGAGCAAGCAAUUCCCAUCAUCUCUCAAAUGGGUUUAGGGUGGAGGAUGAGGGUGAUGAGAGUGAGGAAGAUGAUGAUUCAGUGGAAGAGAUAUAUGAAGAAGAUGAGGGUGAGGAUGAGGAGGAUGAUGUGGUGGAGGUCCAUGAGAUAGAUGACAGUAGUGAUGACGAGGAUGGGGUGGAGGAUGACGAGGAUGAUGAUGAAGAGGUAGAUAAUGAUGAGGGCAAUUUUGAGGAGCCCGAUAGUAACAGGAGGUUGAUAAGUGUGGAAGGAGAGAUUGAUGGUCCCAAGCAGGGUGACAAUGAUGAUAAUGGAGAGAUGGGAGAGGAAGAUCUGGACAAUGAGGAGGAUGGAGACUUUGAGGAUGAAGAUGAGGACGAAGAUAAUGGCACAGGGUACCUUAUUCAACCUGUAGGUCAAGUAAAGGUAGAUGCUGAUGGUAGUCGCUUGGACCUAGGAAAUGAAGGUGAAGAUGCUGGAAAGGAAGAAGAUAUCAGCGAUGAAGAUGACAGAGACGGUUCAGUCCAAGAGCUCCCAACGUCUUCUUCUCGAAAGAGAAACAGAGACGAAGAUAAUGAUGAGGAUGAGGAUGAGGAUGAUGAAGAGACGAAGAAGCACAAGUAA